Messenger RNA from Loa loa (African eye worm), 446 nucleotides. RefSeq names its product ribosomal protein L28e. Bases 15 to 440 code for a protein of 141 amino acids. The transcript has 3 exons. Lineage: Eukaryota; Metazoa; Nematoda; Chromadorea; Rhabditida; Onchocercidae. Gene Ontology annotation, cellular component: ribosome; cytosolic large ribosomal subunit. The record is from RefSeq and is a predicted model, not a curated record. Gene Ontology annotation, biological process: translation. Gene Ontology annotation, molecular function: structural constituent of ribosome.
AGAUUUCAGCAGUGAUGGUAUCAGCAGAUAUUCAGUGGCAAGUUAUUCGAAAGACGUCCUCAUUCCUACGUCGACAACGUGGAAUCCCGAAACAUUUUAGUAGGGAACGUUUCAAUAUAAAGGGUGUUAAUAGUAUCCGUUUCAAUGGAUUGGUUCACAAGAAGGGUUUGGACAUUCAGGCAGCACCUGAUGGUAAAGGUAUUGUAGUGACAAUGAAGAAGCGAACUAAGAAUUCUUUUCCUACUAAGUCGAGCGUAUCGAUUACAUUGAAGAAGAACAGUCGUAAAUCGUUAAAGAGUGUGAGGAAUAUUGCCCGGAGUUAUCGAAUUGCUCAUAGAGGGCUAGCUCAGAAACGUGCUUCACAGCUACUUCGGUCAUUGAAACCAGUAGACUCACGCCGUGGACGCCGUGGACGACAUGUGCGCAAAGCAGAAGUCUGAUUGACU